This is a messenger RNA of Hyaena hyaena (striped hyena), 729 nucleotides long. RefSeq names its product S100 calcium binding protein A2 (gene S100A2). Gene Ontology annotation, molecular function: calcium ion binding; transition metal ion binding. The record is from RefSeq and is a predicted model, not a curated record. Bases 345 to 641 code for a protein of 98 amino acids. Gene Ontology annotation, cellular component: cytoplasm. The transcript is spliced from 3 exons. Gene Ontology annotation, biological process: endothelial cell migration. Lineage: Eukaryota; Metazoa; Chordata; Mammalia; Carnivora; Hyaenidae.
CCGUAGGGUCCGGCGGGGAGGAGCAGCAGCAUGAGGGGCCCAAGUGCCUCGGAAAGGAGGGGCCGCUGGCUGGCUGUGCGGACCCGGGGGCUCCGAGGCCUGGCCGCCCGGGCCCCAGGGUGACCCCGGGAGGAAGGCACCCUGGCUUCCCUCUGGCCCCUUGGUCCCAGCCCCUCUGUGGCGUGCGACUCAGAGCUCCAGGCUGGGCCGCACACAGGGCCUCCGCGGCAGCGCCCUCUCCUCUCGGGCUGGGCUGGGGUUUCCGCCUGCGGCCCCGGCCUCCCGGGAGCAGGCUGGUGCCGCUGAGUCACCGCCUGGGCAUCUGGGGCUGCAAGGGCGGAUCCAUGAUGUCCAGUCCCCUGGAGCAGGCGCUGGCUGUGAUGGUCGCCACCUUCCACAAGUACUCAGGCCAAGAGGGUGACAAGUUCAAGCUGAGUAAGGGGGAGAUGAAGGCACUUCUGCAACAGGAGCUGCCCAGCUUUGUUGGGGACAAGGUGGAUGAGGACGGCCUGAAGAAGCUGAUGGGCGACCUGGAUGAGAACAGUGACCAGCAGGUGGACUUCCAGGAGUACGCCGUUUUCCUGGCCCUCGUCACUGUCAUGUGCAAUGACUUCUUCCAGGGCUCCCCAGGCCGGCCCUGAAGCAGAGCUCUCACUCUGCCGUUGGCCUGCUGGACCCAUGAGGACUCUGCUUACCCCUUUUGUACUCAAUAAACUUUUCUGUUGAUCA